CUGCGGGAGGACGGGUGGUGGGCGGAAAAUUCAAUUUUUGUUUAUGCGGAUCAAUAUCAACGCCCGUGCCGACUUUUCUGACGAAAUUUGUAAUGGUAAUUGAGUGCUGGUACUUUAUUCAAGAUGUGAAGUAACUGCCAUGCCUAAUAACAUGGAAUUACAACUAUAGUUUGAACUUUGAACUCGUCAGGCGGUUUUGGUUCCUGCUUUCUGGACACAAAAGAGGAAGAAAAAAAUUCAUAAAAAUGAGCAACAAAGAAACGGCUCGAAAUGAGAAGAAAAAAGGAAAAUAUAACGAAGAGAUACCUCAGAUGGAGGAAAACAACCACCCUUCAAAUCUAAAGUUGAGAACUUAUUGGUUACUUGUAGCCUUGAGGUUUUUCCUCACCAUCCUGCCUCAGAAUGGCUACGUCCAGCCUGAUGAGUUUUUUCAAUCCGUCGAAAUUGUUGCUGGUGACAUUUUUGAGCUGGAUGUGAACCGGGUAUGGGAGUUCAACACCUCCUUCCCUCUGAGAAGCAUUGCCCUUCCGUUCACGACCAUUGGGAUACCCUUGGAGAUCCUGAAGUGGAUUAGUAUAUUCACAGAAAAUUUCUUUGGCGUUAACCUUGUGACUCCGUACAUUCUGAUGGUCCUUCCAAGACUGGUCAUGUGUUGUCUCUCACUCAUCUGUGACUUUUGUCUAUGGCAUAUGUGCCAUUCUUACGGCCAGAACUACUCGUCCAGGCUGGUAGUGUUUGCCAGUUCUUAUUGUGCCCUGAUUUUUGGCACUAGGACAUUUUCUAACACCUUCGAGAUGAUCCUCCUCUCGGUGCUACUGAGCCUUGUCUUGGAUAGUAUGCACCAUUCUGAUGAGGUGAUUUGGAGAGAGGACCUGAUAAUUGAAAAAUAUGAGUCACUAGGCCGACAGCACCCUGUUGAAAGAGCCAAAUUGGCGCGCUUAAGAAGCUCUUUGCCUAGCCACACCGUACGCCACUGUGCAACGAUUGCAUUUGUCACCGUCGCAGGCAUUUUCAACCGUCCCACCUUUGUUGGCUUUGCAGCACCAGCCCUCUUUUCCUGGUUACACCGAGGCAUGGGAUCAAAAGCGGUUGACUGGUCGCAUUUUCACUACAGAAUCUUCACCUUGUGCUUCUUUGGUGCAAUAUCUGCCAUAAUUUUUAUAACCGCAGAUUCCUUUUACUAUGGCUAUUUGACGCUCGCUGAGCUUUCAAAUUCCAAAAUAUCUUUGGGCUCAAAUUUUGUUGUGACUCCUCUAAAUUUUCUUAUGUACAAUUCCCAAACGUCAAAUUUAAAAAACCAUGGCCUGCACCCACGAUGGCUUCACCUGGUGGUAAACGUACCUUUGAUGUUCGGAAUGCUAGGCAUAGCUGGAUACAUGGGUGUUGUGAAAAUUGGAAGAUUCGCGAUAAUGAGGAAAUGGUCCCAGCUUCCAAAAGCCCAGUCAGUUACCUCUCUUAUGAACGCCAGCUUUAUUGUCCCCUUACUGGCCUUGUCCAUUUUCCCUCACCAAGAGCCCCGUUUUUUAUUGCCCCUUGUGAUACCCCUUACAUUUCUGCACGCCCAGUUCAUCCUGAAUUACCGCAAGUGGCUGAAGAAAUCCUGGUAUGUGCUCAACGCCCUGGCUGUACUGUUCUUUGGUUUCUUUCACCAAGGGGGAGUGUGGUUUUUGGCCAGCCACCUAAGGGACUCUGGCCUAGCACAUCCAAAGCCACUCAAUGCGGUACAUCUAGUCACUAGCCAAAUUUACAUUGUACCCAGAUUUCCAAUGCUGGUCCCUAGUCCUGCUAAAGUUUAUGUAACUCCCAAUGGAAGGCGCUACAAAAUAACAAGACGCUUCCAUGUUCACGAGACAGGAUUGUCUGGCAAGGAAGUUGGUGUUAAAAAGGCUCACAAAGUGUUGCAGCAGUGUAAAAAGGACUGGAAAAACCACCGACUCAAAUGUCGUGUAUUUUGUGCCUUCCCAGGCACUGUAGAUCAUAAAUUUGAAGGCGCUCUUCGGAAGUACAACAUGACCCAAAAGCCACAUCGAAUAAGAUUCUAUCCACACCUGAGCACUGAAGCCAUGCCUCAAUGGAAAAGAGCUGCUAGUGGAAACCUUGUUUCAUCAUUUACAAAGACUAUGGCACAACUGGGACUGAUUUUGACUGAAGUAGAGCUUUUGGAACAAUAAUUGUACUGUCAUGUUAUAUUAUAUUUGUUGCCCUUAAUCUACAAUUAUUUGCGACUGAAUUAUCAUGGCUUUUUAAAUAAAAAUAUAAGUUAAGUUUA
Molecule: messenger RNA, 2269 nt
Organism: Neocloeon triangulifer
Lineage: Eukaryota; Metazoa; Arthropoda; Insecta; Ephemeroptera; Baetidae
Gene: PIG-Z
Product: GPI mannosyltransferase 4
Exons: 6
Coding region: 246-2171 (641 amino acids)
Biological process (GO): GPI anchor biosynthetic process
Cellular component (GO): endoplasmic reticulum membrane
Molecular function (GO): alpha-1,2-mannosyltransferase activity
Source: RefSeq, a predicted model, not a curated record